Nerophis ophidion (straightnose pipefish) is the source of this 793-nucleotide messenger RNA. RefSeq lists its product as uncharacterized. Bases 1 to 666 code for a protein of 221 amino acids. NCBI's taxonomy places the organism in Eukaryota, Metazoa, Chordata, Actinopteri, Syngnathiformes, Syngnathidae. The transcript has 4 exons. The record is from RefSeq and is a predicted model, not a curated record.
AUGGGAAUGAGGACCAUCCAUUUUGAAUUGGAAUGGAUCAGAGCAGGCUUCCUCUCUCUGAACCAACUGGAGGAAAAAGUGCGCGAGGAACUUCAUGAAGAGAUACGGCUUUCACAGCUGCUCGGGAGGAGGGUCACACUGGACGGUCUCCAAAUGUUCCUGGCAGUGGUGUGUCCCAAAACGGAGCAAGAAGUGGAGAGCUUCCUCCGGUAUCUGCUUCACGAGCUGCAGAAGAUUUUGAGCAGCUCCAACAUCAGCUGGAUCCAGGAAGUGACGCUGCUCACAGAGCUCCGACGCCGAAGCAUCCACCUGGUGAGAGAGGUGGUGGAUCAUGUCGUCAGGGUUUUCCUGACACCCGCUGUUGGGGACUCCAGUGCGGAGUCUUUGAGGAGAAGGGCUGAGACGGCCAGCUUGGGCGUUGGCAGAAUGCUGGAAGACGCUCUGACUUCUUGCUCCUGCCUCAGCCAGCAUGUUGAUGAAGACCGUCUGCUCUACAUCUGCUCCUCAGUGGCCUGGCGAGUGGUGGAAAGCCUUUUUAGAAGUUUUGUCCGCCACUCUGAAAGCUUUCCCCUGCUGGACUUUGACCGAAGCACGUUCACUUCACGAGAGUGCAUCCUAAGGGCUGUGGAGGACAUGGACUACAUCGCAACCUUCAUGAACUUCUAGAAGAUGAUGCAGUUUGUGCCCAUGAAGCAGGAGCACCACUCAUCUCCUCCCUCCAUUCUUACAUCACAGAAUAUGACAUCAUCAAAAUAAUUUUAAUUCUGUUGACUGUUUUAUACAUUCAUUCCCA